Molecule: messenger RNA, 3877 nt
Organism: Rhinolophus ferrumequinum (greater horseshoe bat)
Lineage: Eukaryota; Metazoa; Chordata; Mammalia; Chiroptera; Rhinolophidae
Gene: CDK17
Product: cyclin dependent kinase 17
Exons: 17
Coding region: 585-2156 (523 amino acids)
Biological process (GO): protein phosphorylation
Cellular component (GO): cytoplasm; nucleus
Molecular function (GO): ATP binding; protein kinase activity
Source: RefSeq, a predicted model, not a curated record
GCGGCCGGUCGGUUUUCUUCGCCGCCGCUGGUUGGAUCGUUUCAAUAAAAGUCUUUUUUCUCUCUCGCUCUCUCUCCUCCCGGGAACAGGCGGAGGCGUCAGUCUGCAGCCGCCGAGUGAGAAAGCGACGUACACGCAGCGAGCGAAAGCGGCCGCCCGCGGUCUCUUCAGCUUCUCGCCGUCCGGCCCCAGAGAGGAAGGAGUCCGCGUUCGGCCGGGCAGCCUCAAUCAGGCGUCGGCGCCUCCCUGCCCGCCUCGCUCCCGCCCGGGAUCCUCCGAGGGGAUUAGUGGGACGCCCGCGCGGCUCGGCGGCACGGGAGCCAUGUUGACCCGGGGGCUUGGCAACGCGUAAGGGACCCCGCGGCCCCUCCCGGAGGCUCCGGACCCUCGGCGAGAGCCGGAAGGCGGCUGCGGCGGCGGAGGCCUGCCCCUCGGAGGCGCCUCGGUCUGCCAGCUGCUGGGACCCGGACCUGCAUCCGGUCGCCGCGGGCGUCGGCGGAGCAGCUUUCCCUCGGCGCCGCGCCUCGCCUCGCUGCGGGACGCGGCCCCCGCACUUGCUGGAUUUUUCACAUUCAAUCGAUAGGAUGAAAAAAUUUAAGAGAAGACUGUCCCUCACGCUUCGAGGAAGCCAGACUAUUGAUGAAUCAUUGUCUGAAUUGGCUGAACAAAUGACUAUUGAAGAAAAUAGCAGCAAGGAUAAUGAGCCUAUUGUGAAGAAUGGCAGGCCUCCAGCCUCUCAUAGUAUGCAUUCCUUCCUCCACCAGUACACAGGGUCCUUCAAGAAGCCCCCAUUGCGGAGACCGCAUAGUGUUAUUGGAGGAAGCCUUGGCUCCUUUAUGGCAAUGCCCAGAAAUGGAAGCAGAUUAGAUAUUGUUCAUGAAAAUCUAAAAAUGGGAUCAGAUGGUGAGAGCGACCAAGCUUCUGGGACAUCAUCUGAUGAAGUCCAGUCACCUACAGGUGUUUGUCUUAGAAAUCGUAUACACAGACGGAUCUCAAUGGAGGAUUUAAAUAAGCGGUUAUCACUUCCUGCAGAUAUCAGAAUACCUGAUGGGUAUCUUGAAAAGUUCCAGAUAAACAGUCCACCAUUUGAUCAACCAAUGAGCCGAAGGUCUCGUAGAGCUUCCUUAUCAGAAAUUGGGUUUGGGAAAAUGGAAACCUACAUUAAAUUGGAAAAGCUUGGAGAAGGUACAUAUGCAACAGUGUAUAAAGGAAGAAGUAAAUUGACAGAGAAUUUGGUGGCAUUAAAAGAGAUCCGGUUGGAACACGAAGAAGGUGCACCCUGCACAGCUAUAAGAGAAGUUUCACUAUUAAAGGAUCUAAAACACGCAAAUAUAGUUACCUUACAUGACAUUGUUCACACAGAUAAAUCUUUGACCCUGGUCUUUGAAUAUCUGGAUAAAGACCUAAAACAGUACAUGGAUGAUUGUGGAAACAUCAUGAGUAUGCACAAUGUAAAGCUGUUUUUAUACCAAAUUCUACGUGGUUUGGCAUAUUGCCACAGAAGAAAAGUGUUGCACCGAGACUUGAAACCACAGAACCUCCUCAUUAAUGAAAAAGGAGAAUUAAAGCUAGCAGAUUUUGGACUAGCCAGAGCCAAGUCAGUUCCCACAAAGACCUACUCAAAUGAAGUUGUCACACUGUGGUACCGGCCACCUGAUGUGCUUCUCGGUUCUUCAGAGUACUCAACACAGAUUGACAUGUGGGGUGUUGGUUGCAUUUUCUUUGAAAUGGCUUCUGGAAGACCUCUAUUUCCAGGAUCAACUGUGGAAGAUGAACUGCACUUAAUUUUCCGACUGCUAGGAACUCCAUCUCAGGAAACUUGGCCAGGUGUUUCUUCAAAUGAUGAGUUCAAGAACUACAACUUCCCGAAAUAUAAACCUCAGCCUCUAAUUAACCAUGCCCCCAGGUUAGACUCUGAAGGAAUAGAGUUGAUAACAAAAUUUCUUCAGUAUGAAUCUAAGAAAAGGGUUUCAGCAGAAGAGGCCAUGAAACAUGUGUACUUUCGAAGUCUGGGACCAAGAAUACAUGCUUUACCUGAAAGUGUAUCAAUAUUCAGUUUGAAAGAGAUUCAGUUGCAAAAGGACCCGGGUUUUCGAAAUUCUUCUUAUCCAGAGACAGGACAUGGGAAGAACAGAAGACAGAGCAUGCUCUUUUAAGUCUGAUAACAUGGUUUCAAGCCCAGCCCCCAGCCUUUCUUAUCAAUCAAGGACACAGAAAUGAAGGCAAUUAUUUCUUUUGGUGGACUUGGAAUCUCCGUUUGUCUACACUGUCCUCUUCACAGUGGAGUCUUUUUAUUUCAGGCCUACAGAUUGUUUUUAUAUUUGUUGUCACAGUGUGACAAUUUUUUUGUACAGUUGGUUUUAAGGUCUUCUCUGCCGGUAGAGCCAGUAGGUUACAGCCGUUGAUGUAACUGUAGCUGCAAUUUUUGUGCAGGACUGAGAAACACAGUGCAUUAUUUAUUGCGGAAUCAUUGCUGCUAAAUAACUACUGUCUGUUUAUUUAACACAACAAUUGAAUGCCUGAAGAAGUUGCAGUGGCUUUAUUAUAUGUGAAUGCAUCUGUUUCUCCUCACAAAAUGUUUUACUGCUGCAUUUUUUGUUUGUUUGUUUGUUUGUUUUUAAGAUUAAACUGCAGUGUUUCCUGGAAUGUAAUUUAGCUUUGCUUAACAGUAAAAUAAGUGAGCCAUCUUGAACACUCUAAGUUCACGCUAUAUAAUCUUUAUGAUUUUUUUUUAUUGAACAUUGACAAAUAGAGUAGCUAAGAAAUUGAUAAGCACAUUAUGUUUAGGAAAGCCUAUGAUGCAGAAGUUGAUUCAAGCAAGUGAAUGAAUACCUGACAUUUUGGAGAUCUCACUUUAGAUACCAGUAAAUUAAAGCACCAAAAUUAUUUAUUUUUACCUUUCCUCAUUUUAGAAAUAUUUACUGCAUAUUAUUGGAUAUUUGUAUACUAAUACACUUACCUAUUUUACAUUGUGCUUUAAUUUAGUUAAAAUCAUACAAGUCCGGUCAAACAUGAGAGGUCUUGUUUCUGUUUGUGUUAAAUACAAUUCUUUUAUUAGAAAGGAUGAUACUUCGUUGAGGAACAAUUUAUUAAUAUUUCAUUUGGGGGCUGUAUGUGUGUGUGUUUUAAUAACAUUCACUUGGAAUCAGCUGAAAGCUGUAAUAUGUCUUUGAAAUGAGCCAUGAUAAAUACAAAUGAAAAAAGUGAGAACUUAGAGGAUUGUUUUAAAACAUUGUAGGUAUUAUCUGUUUACCCAAAAUAGUAAAUAUUACAGUUUUAAUUAUGCAUCUCUUUGAAUAUCAUAGCCACACCUUGGUGUUGGUAACAGUGUUUUAAGCAUUUGUGUUAACUUUUAAGAUUAUUUGUUUAGUGCAUCUUACAAACUACAAAUCUUAAUUGGUAUAUUUUGAGAUCAUGUAAAUUUUUGGCUUAUAUAUCAUGAAAAUAGUCAUAACUUAAUUUUUUUCCUGACAUUCACUGUAAAACAUUCAGGGGUCCUACCAUUUCUGUUCAGGAAAACUUGUAGUUUAUUGUUAUUUAACAGUAUUAAGUGAAUUUCUGUAUAUUUCAUUUUAACUUUAUUUGUGAAUAGUGAUUGUGGCAUGUGUGGGGUGAUAUUUUAAUAUUUCAUAAUACUGAAAUUUUAAUUUUUUAAAAAAAAUUUCUGGAAGAAACAGAUUCAUGUGUAAUGGUGAAUAUUGGACCACUACUGUUUUUCACAAUUGUAAAUUAGUUUUAUGUUAAACCCUGUAGCCUAACAAACUGCUGUUAUUUCUAACUGACAGACAUGUAUUACUUUGAAGGUUAUAAAUAUCAUGUGAAAUUCCUUCAUUUUGUUUUGAAAUUUAUAAUAACAAAAUCUUCAUGUUGUUAAAAA